AUGGAUAAGGACAAGUUACCUACAGAAUCUACAUCUCGUCCGACACUUCGUCAAAACGCUCGGAAAAACUCAACAUUAAUGAACACACAUAAUUUAUCUUCAAAAAUUCAAAGUGAAAAAAAUAAACGCACCACCACCACCAUGACGAAAAUCACCAAACAGAUUGUCAAAUCAACAAAACAAUCCCGUAAAAGAAAAAAAAAGACCGAUAGUCAUAUAAACUCCAAGUCGAAAUCAAAAAGAUCAAACACAGUUGCCAACCGAUUGGAUAGUACAGAUCUUGAAAUCAAUGAUGAACAUGAUCGAACAACGGAAGAACGAUAUGAUUCGAAUCAUUCUGAUCAACAUGAACACGACGCUGAGGACGAAGGAGCUGAUUAUGCAAAAGAAGGUGUAGAUGAAGGAGAUGAUGAAGAAAAAGAAGAAACAUCUAUUGCAUUGAAUCAUUCUUUUGCCAGCGACGAUACGCGUAACAAUGAUCCGAGUGAACAGCAAAAGAAUCUGAAAAGAACAACAACUCAAUCGAAGUACGAUGUUUUACAGCAUUUCACAACGUUGACGUCUGGUGAAUAUAUGUGUAAAAUCUGUCCAAGUGGAUCUAAAGUAUUUCCUGCUUCGAAUAAGCUAUCGGAUACAAAUCUUCGAAGUCAUUUAGGACGUUUCCACAAAUUGGAGAAAUUUCUUUACCCUUCUCAACGAAUUCGACAGCCAAGAAAAGAACCAACCAUAUCCGUUCAACAAAAACAAAAGCUGGAUGCUGCUGCAGUAAAUGCAAUUGUACAAGACGCUCAUGUUUUCAAUGUUUUUCGCAAAUCCGGAAUGAAAGGUUUUUUAGCAGAAGGUGUGCCAGGUUAUCGUGGUCCGAAUCGACGAACAGUCGUUAAACGUUUGAAAGUCAAGUAUAAACAACGACGAUCAUCCAUUCGAGAAGAAUUGUCAACAGUUUCUGAUAUAGCUUUGUCGGUGGACGCAUGGCAAAGCAAUAGGAGAGACCACUUUAUUUGUCUAUCAGCUCAUUACUAUGAUAAGAAUUUCAAAUAUCAAUCCAAUAUAAUUACGUUUCGGCGUUUCGUUGGAACUCAUUCCGCCGACCGAAUCAACAAGUUUUUAGUCAAUGAAACCGAAAAACUGGGAAUUCGAUCGAAAAUAUGCUCAAUAACAACAGAUAAUGGGCCUGAUGUGCGUACAGCAACAAGAUCAGGAUAUGGAGUGAAACUUUCUUGCUUUUUACAUGUUUUAAAUUUGGUCAUUCGCAAUGGUCUUUGGUUGUUCGAAAUGCCUGCCACACAAAGUUCAACAGCAUCGACAAAUUCUUCGAUUGCACGUUCAGCAACAACAACAGCAUCAACAAAUUCUUCGAUUGCACGUUCAGCAACAACAACAGCAUCAACAAAUUCUUCGAUUACACGUUCAGCGACAACAACAGUGUCAAACUUAAGCAAUUCUGCCCCGGAAUUAACUUCAUUUGUAUAUUCUUCAAUAGAUGAUGAUGAACACGAUUUAUUAAUUAAUGUUGAUAAAGUUUCAGAAGAAUUAAGUGAUGAUAGUGCAAGUAGUACAUCAUCAGAUCAAGAUGGUACUGUUACAACAUCAAUAUCUUCAUCAGAAGAUGAAUCAGUUUUGUCAUCUUCAGAAAGUGAAACUGAAAAUGAUUUGCAUUCGACAACAUCACAGGUUAUGGAUGAAGAAGAUUUCUUUUAUCGAGCAUCUCAUGAUAUAACCUUUUUAUUGAAAAAAGUUCACAUACUUCUUAAACGUGUUCGAAAAUUAGUAGGAUUUAUUCAUCGAUCAAGCGUGUUACAUCGCUAUGUUGCUAAACAAAUGAAAUUGGAAAUAGAUAAUUAUAAUCAAAAUAUCGCAUCGAAUGAUCCAUCGAUGAAAAACAUGAAAUUCAAGGAACUCACGCUCGAUAUGAAAGUUCGAUGGUCGUCCACGUAUGCUAUGUUAUCUCGAUUUAUUUUUUACAAGUCUGUCAUAUGUUCAUUAACUUACGAUUUGACAAAGCGAAUGAAUUUGACUCCACGUCAAAAUCAGAAGCUGAAAAAAUUAACUUUCACAUCGUUUGAAUGGAGAAUCCUCGAAACACUUCAAACAAUACUUCUUCCUUUUUAUAACUCAACAAUGGCUCUUUCAACUCGAAAGCGGCCAACUUUGUCAUGCAACAAGACGAUCAUGAUUGCUUUAGCAAAUUUUUUCACUGUGGACGAAAACGAACCAACGACUUUAGAGAUUUUAUUGAAACAACAUUUGUCGACUAUUUAUCAGUUUUACAUGGAGAAGCAUAUUACCGAUGAACAAUUACGUGCAACACUGGUGGCGUCAUUUCUCGAUCCAAUGACAUACCACUAUUUAACAUGUGCUGAUAAGAAAGAAGCGGAGGCUAUUAUCUGUACCAUAGCCACAGGACAUCUUGCAAAAAUCAAUUCUCAACCAUUAUCAUCAACCAAUCCUUUAUCAAUAUCUAUACGAACAGCUUCAACUGUUAAAGAUCCAAAUGAUCGACUCAAUCCAAUAGAAAAUCUUUUGAUUUCAUGUGGUAUACCAGUACGAAAAUUAUCAUCAACAAAUACAAAUUUGCCUAAAAAACCAUCGGCAAUUAAAGAAGAACUAGCUCAAUAUGUUGCUAACCAUGGAACGUAUGGGGAUUUUACAGAAUACUGGGAAAAGAACCAAUCUCGACUACCAAUUUUAGCAUCAAUAGUCCGCAAAUACAACAUCAUGUGUGCUACAUCCAUUGAAUGCGAAAGUGCCUUCAGUAUUGCUGGCUAUAUACAGCGCAAGAAUCGAUCAAGCUUGGCACCAGCAACAUUACGAUAUUCAAUGAUAUUACGUGAGAAGUCACAGAACUAA
This is a messenger RNA of Adineta ricciae, 2850 nucleotides long. NCBI's taxonomy places the organism in Eukaryota, Metazoa, Rotifera, Eurotatoria, Adinetida, Adinetidae. The record is from the annotation of a GenBank genome assembly.